Molecule: messenger RNA, 711 nt
Organism: Theileria annulata
Lineage: Eukaryota; Apicomplexa; Aconoidasida; Piroplasmida; Theileriidae
Product: U2 snRNP auxiliary factor, putative
Exons: 4
Coding region: 1-711 (236 amino acids)
Biological process (GO): mRNA splicing, via spliceosome
Cellular component (GO): U2AF complex; spliceosomal complex
Molecular function (GO): metal ion binding; pre-mRNA 3'-splice site binding
Source: RefSeq, a predicted model, not a curated record
AUGGCAGAACAUUUGGCUAGAAUAAUUGGUACAGAAGAAGAUAGAGUAAAUUGUCCAUUUUUUUGGAAAAUUGGUGCUUGUCGUCAUGGUGAUCAAUGUAGUAGAACACAUUAUAAACCUUCUGCUGCACAAACACUUGUUAUACGUCAUAUGUAUCAAAAUCCACCUGUUGCUAUUGCUAUUGCUGAAGGACAAAUGAUAUCGGAUGAAUUAUUGGAUAAAGCGGCAGAUCAUUUUGAAGAGUUUUUUGAAGAAGUUUUUUUAGAAUUGAUGAAAUAUGGUGAAAUUGAAGAUAUGGUCGUCUGUGAUAAUAUUGGUGAUCAUAUAAUAGGAAAUGUUUAUAUCAAAUAUUCUGAUGAAUCUGCUGCUUGUAGAGCUGUUACUUCAUUAUCUGGUAGAUAUUAUGGUGGACGUCCUAUACAAUGUGAAUAUACACCUGUAACGGAUUUUCGUGAAGCACGUUGUAGACAAUUUGUAGAAGGACAAUGUAGACGUGGUGGUUAUUGUAAUUUUAUGCAUAUUAAACAUGUACCAAGAUCAUUAAGAAGAAAAUUAAUGACUCGUAUGUAUCAAGAAUUUCCAGAAUAUAAAAAAAGAAUACCAUAUCAUAGAAGUGGAAGUCCAUAUAAAAGAAAACGACAAACUAGUGAAGAACGUCGUGAUAUGAUUGAACAAUGGAAUCGUGAAAGAGAAUCUAAAAAUAUUUCAUAA